Cylas formicarius (sweet potato weevil) is the source of this 1650-nucleotide messenger RNA. RefSeq names its product facilitated trehalose transporter Tret1-like. Gene Ontology annotation, cellular component: membrane. The transcript has 3 exons. The coding region runs from base 59 to 1564 and encodes 501 amino acids. Gene Ontology annotation, molecular function: transmembrane transporter activity. NCBI's taxonomy places the organism in Eukaryota, Metazoa, Arthropoda, Insecta, Coleoptera, Brentidae. Gene Ontology annotation, biological process: transmembrane transport. The record is from RefSeq and is a predicted model, not a curated record.
CCGCGCGUAUGGAUUACAUGGAUUAUUUAACUAUCUAAUCAAAGUAUCGCGAUGCGAUAUGGCAACUGGUAUCGAUGAGUCUGUCGAAGUGAGACAUUUUAAGGGUACGAACGACACCAAUGACAAGAACGUCAUUGUUUACAGGCCACUUUCCGCGAGUUUUAGGAAUUCGGGAAAGUGGCCAGAGAAGAACAGCGCCGGUGAAAAGGACUCGAGUUUUCUAUAUUUGUCCGCAUUUACAGUCAACUUGAUAGCGUUCGUCUCGGGAGUUGGAUACUCGUGGACAUCUCCAGUGGUACCAAAACUUCGAGGUCCGGACAACCCCCUUAACGCUCCCGUCGAUGACCUCCAAGUCAGUCUAAUAACAGCUCUGCUGAGCAUCGGAGGUGCUGCGGGUCCAUUUGCCUUCGGCUACCUCUGCGAUCGUAUCGGAAGGAAGAAGACCCUGAUACUGGUAGCUGCUUGCAUGACGGUGGCGCUUACCAUCUUGGCGUUCGCACGGGAUGUGAGAUUUUACUACGUCGCCAGGUUCAUUCACGGCGUUGGAAUCGCUGGAUGCUUCACGGCGCUCAUCAUCUACACGGCCGAAAUAACCCAAGAUCACAACAGGGGCAAAUUCAGCUGCAUCCAAGGAGUGUUCGUCGCCUUGGGCUUUUUCUAUUCUUACUCCGCGGGUCCCUAUUUAAACGUGAGAACCUUUUGUCUCUCGUGUCUGCUACCUCUGCAAAUAUUUCUCAUAUUUUUCCCCCUGUUUAUGCCGGAAUCUCCGUUCUAUCUCGUAAAAAUCGGGGACGAAUCUUCCGCACGCAAGGCGAUCAGGAAACUGCACAGGAAAUCAGCGCAGGAAGCGACGCAAGACGUUUCGAAAAUUAGAAGUUUUAUCGAUUCCGCCGGUGAUCGAAAGGGCGGUUUUAGGGAACUGUUUGCCACUAAGGCCAGCGGCAAAGCGUUCGCAAUCAGUCAGGGUUUGAUGAUAAUCCAGCAGUUGUCCGGGGUGAACGUGGUCUACAGUUUUUUGCACACCAUAUUUCGUUCCACCCAAAGUACGAUAUCCGCCGAGUAUUCCAGCACUUUGGUGAGUGCCAUUCAAGUAGUCGCGGUUCUAUUAACACCCACAGCCGUCGAAAAGCUGGGUAGAAAGUUCCUGCUUCUCAGCUCUUCAAUCGGAUCAGCUGUUUCCGUAAUUUCGCUAGGGGUUUAUUUCCUGCUUCAGAGGAACGAGUGCGACGUGGUGGCCGAUCUGUGGUGGCUCCCGAUUUCCUCCUUGUUCCUCUUCAACGUGAGUUUUAACAUCGGUUUGGGCAGGGUUUCUUGGACGGUGGUGAGCGAGAUUUUCCCCACGAAUGUGAAAUCUUUCGCUACAGCUCUGGCGUCCACCACCUGCUCUUUGGUGUCUUUCGUUGUAAUUUUCUCGUAUCCGGUGCUGAGCCCUCGCUUGGGGGUGCCGGAGUCUUUCUUCGUUUUCGGCGGAUGCUCGUUGAUAGGCGCGGUUUUCAUUUACGCCGUGAUUCCCGAGACCAAAGGCAAAUCGUUACCCGCGAUCCAGGAACUGCUUAGUAGAUAAAAUUCGGCAUUAAGCUUCGGCAUCAGUUACUUUGCUAAUGAUUGGAGGUUGAAACUUUUCGAUUAAAUUAUUUAAUAGGAAAAUUA